GCCACUGCCGGACCAGAAGUGAUGAAUGCAUCAAUGGCAGCUUUUCAUCCUAUUCGACCUUUUGAGCCUUGCUACGAUUCCACCCACAUCAAAUGCUGGACCGACUGGUUUGACAGAGAUGACCCCAGUGGAAGUGGAGACUGGGAAACCCUAUCCUUGCUGCGCAGAAGAUAUCCCGGAAAGAUCUGUGACAAGCCCGCAGACAUCGAGGUCCAAACUGUGUCUGGCAUCCCUUUGUCUCAAACAAGGGAUGUGAUUGAUAAAAGUGACACCACUACAGGGUUUAUCUGCAGAAACAGUGACCAGCCCUUGAUGGGGGGGAGGAGGAGGAGGAGGUGCAGAGAUUACCGUGUUCGUUUCAGCUGCCCCCUUCCUUUCUGUGGCGGAAGAGUGUGCUGGACAAAGUGGUUUAAUCGGGAUCAUCCCAGUGGAAGCGGAGACUGGGAAACGCUGAGGAGCCUUAGACGUGAGAACCCGGGGCAAAUCUGUGCCAACCCGCUGUUCAUUGAGGCCGUCACCGUCCACACGUUGAGGCCAGCCAUCUACACAAGAGAUAACAUCUAUGUGUACAACCCAACUGAGGGAUUCGUCUGCCGGAAUUCGGAUCAGAGAUACGGCAGGUGUCAGAAUUACCAGGUUCGCUUUGCGUGCCUGUGCUGA
Messenger RNA from Salarias fasciatus (jewelled blenny), 660 nucleotides. Its product is annotated as cartilage intermediate layer protein 2-like. The record is from RefSeq and is a predicted model, not a curated record. The transcript has 8 exons. Bases 22 to 660 code for a protein of 212 amino acids. NCBI's taxonomy places the organism in Eukaryota, Metazoa, Chordata, Actinopteri, Blenniiformes, Blenniidae.